AUGCUCAGCCCAAAGAACGCACUUGCGACAAUGGCUUCAUCCUCUGCUGCCGACCGGGCGGUCAGAGACGCGCUCGAAGCCAAAUCUGUGCAAGAACUAUGGUACAUCUUAGCCAGUGUCAUAGGCCUACUUGCUUUUCUUCGAGUUGCGAGGGAUCUCGCAUCAAACGCCCCGACGGUCGGACGAGCGGAAACCGGAGAGCUCACAGAGAAAGGUGAUGCCGAGCAGCAAAGUAACUCGCCAACCGGGAAAAGCUCCCUUCGUCGUCUUCCAAACGCCAUCGUAGCGGCGUUCAAGAUAGUCGCCUUCCGAUGGUCGAUUCCUAUAGGCCCUCAAGCAACAAUGUCAGUUGCAGAGUUGACUUUCAUUUUGGGAUAUAUUACAGUGAUCUUUGUGCGCGAGUUCGUACAGACUCGCGAUCUGAGCCCGACAUUCUGGCAAGAUCGAGCAGCACACUUGGCGUCAUGUCAGGUCCCUCUCAUCAUAGCCCUUGCCGGCAAAAAUAACAUCAUAUCAUUCCUCACCGGGGUGAGCCACGAAAGGCUCAAUGUGCUCCACCGUGCCGCUGCACGUACAUGCUUCGUGCUCGCAUGGAUACAUGUCAUAUCUCGAACCUCGCGGGGUCUAGGAGCGCGUUCCGACUUCUCUCACAAUUGGAUGAUUGCCGGCGCCAUUGCGCUCGUUGCAUUUACGCUAGCGACAUUCAUAUCCUUCCGACCAAUCAGAAACGCCGCCUUCGAGUUCUUCCUCAUCUCCCACAUUAUUCUGAUUGCGAUCUUCGUAAUUUGUGGCUAUUUUCAUGCAAGAGAAGAAGGCUUUGGCGCGUACUUUUGGUCGGGACUUGUGGUUUGGGCAGCCGAUCGUGUCCUUCGCUUCUGCCGUAUCUUGUGGAAUAACCGAGGUGGAAACGCCACGAAGGCAACCGUCGAACUUCUUGCAGAAGAUACCACGCGCGUGACAAUACGUCGUCGAAUGAACUGGACGCCUGGUCAACACGCUUACCUCAUAUUCCCAACAGUCAGCAAAUUGCCGAGUGAGGCACAUCCGUUUACUAUUGCGAGCAUCCCGACGACCAUCGAAGGGACCAAUGAAAGAGAAUUGGUCUUCUUGAUUCGAGGACAGGGCGGAUUUACUCGACGACUUCAGCAGCAUGUGACCAGCUCUUCCUCCGAACCGGUGCCAGUAUACAUUGAUGGACCAUAUGGAAACCCACCCAAUCUUCAUGUAUUUUCCACUUGCAUCCUUAUCGCUGGUGGUUCAGGGGUUUCAUACACGCUCGGACUCUUCCAUGAUCUUGUUCGUAAUCACUCUGGCAGGAAAUCUUCUGUGCGCAGGGUGGUCUUCGUUUGGGCUGUUCGCGACGGUGCCCACCUAACUUGGAUAACGGAGAUAAUAACGAAAGCGUUGAACGUUGCUCCACCGUCCCUUUCUAUCGAGCCCCGUAUAUAUGUCACAGGACCUAAUUAUCCGAUCCCAAAGGUCCCAGCUCUUCAGUCAGAUGGUUCAACAAGGAGCUCUACUUCUUCGUUACCCUCCGACCUUACGUCCCAGGAUCUUCCGCAGUACUCGGCGCUCAAGUUGUCGCAUGGCCGGCCAAGUAUGAAGAAGCUCCUCCAAGACGAGAUAAAUUCGGCUUUGGGAUCAGUAUCGGUGGAUGUCGCUGGCCCCUCGGCACUAUCCCACUCUGUGCGCAGAGUUCUCGCGGACGUUCCAGCAUCACCGACUGCUGCCCUCAAAGGCACGCCAGACGUCACACUCCAUGUAGAGACCUUUGGGAUGGUGAAGACAUGA
This is a messenger RNA of Pleurotus ostreatus (oyster mushroom), 1791 nucleotides long. RefSeq lists its product as uncharacterized. Gene Ontology annotation, biological process: intracellular iron ion homeostasis; iron ion transport; copper ion import. Gene Ontology annotation, cellular component: plasma membrane. The transcript is spliced from 11 exons. The record is from RefSeq and is a predicted model, not a curated record. The coding region runs from base 1 to 1791 and encodes 596 amino acids. Gene Ontology annotation, molecular function: ferric-chelate reductase activity. Lineage: Eukaryota; Fungi; Basidiomycota; Agaricomycetes; Agaricales; Pleurotaceae.